UCGACCCGCACACAAAAACCUGAUAAAAACUAUAUUCGUCUUGACAAGCUGAGUUUGACGUUGAAUCAUUAAACUUUGGGGAGCCGCAGUAAGAACAUACUUUAUGCGUGCUUUUUAAAUGUAGAUAAAAAAUUGAGAGGCAGUUAUCACCGCGUGGAUGGAGCUUGGAGCACAUAUAAUAGAUUAGAAACUAAAAUUUUGACAUAACCUAUAAACACAAUGGACGAUACCUUUUUGCAGGACGAAGGGCCGAGUUUUGAUAGGGCUACUUUGGAAAUUAAAAACGACAACAGCGAGGAAUUGAAUUCACAGGCUGUAAAAGAUAGUAAGCCCAACAAUUCGAAAGCUAAACCGGGAAUUAGUGUACCUGGUAUACCUUAUGUUCGAUUAGAUUGCCAUACAUUUUUUUCUGAUAGAAAUGAAGUUGUAGAGAAAGCUUUUGCUGAUUGUCAGAGGGAUCUUCUUAGCAGUACUGAAGAAGAUGAAUUUGUAGGCUCAUGGUUGUUGACAGAAAUCAGUAUAUGGGACACAGAAAAAGAGAGACUUAUUUUACUAACGAAAAAUUCUUUGUAUGCUAUUAAAUAUGACUUAAUCUCUUUGAAAAUAUUAGAGUAUAAGAAAGUAUAUUUAGCCGUCAUUGAUACUUUGAUUGCUGGAGAGCUGAUAUAUCCACCAACAUCACUGUUACCACGCUUAAAUGGGUUGGCAGAAGGGGUUUCUUCUCUUAUUCAUAGUGUCAUUCGACAAGAAUGGUCAUCAUUUACAUCACUCUCAAGCACUGCUCAAUUCGAACCUAGGGGUCGAAAUAUGUUUGGUCUAAGAUUAAUGUGGAACAAAGGACAACCUUUGUCUAUGGAUAAAAAAUGGAAUCCAUUUGCAAGAAAUAUUCCAUGGAUGACUUUCACAAACCAUCCACUUUUCUGGCAUAAAGGAUCAGACUCUGAUAAAAUGAAAUAUGAUGUAAAUGCCCUACAUUUAGCCCUACAAGACUUAUUGUCAGUAAGUUGCGAAAAGCUAGAAAAUCCAAUAAUAAUUGAAAAUUACGUCGGCAUAGGAUCUCUAGUUCAUAAUCGUACUGGUUUAGGGUUUUUCAAAAUCCGGGGGAAAGUCAGCUUUUAAAUAAAUUCCUGAUACAGUUUUCUUAGUAGGAUAGGUUCUCUUUUUCCCUUAAAAAUUUUCCACUACUUUUGUCAUUCCGUAAUUAACGAUAUUUUCUAAAGAACGAGGAAAAAAAAUGUCAUUAGAGGGUAAGAAUGUAAAAAAACUUUUAUUGGCCUAUGCCUUCUAUCACGUUUUGAAAAUCGUUGCCGCUGUAUUAUUUUAUUAUGUAUGGACAUUUGUGAAAGAAAAUUUCAACAUUUUCUCGUAAUCAUCCAAAUAAUUAUCAAUAUCAUCAUAUGACUAUAACAGUCAUUGUACUUAUAUUAUGUUUACUAGAGUCGAAAUGUUAGGAAGGAACCUGGUGUCUUACAGGUUUAUCACUGCUCCGUCGGUGCGAAUGGCCUUGUCAGUGCAAUUUUAGAAAAAUGUUAUGAUAUAGUAUUAAUUGUAAGUAUUAAUAUAAUAUUAAUUGAUAUAAAUAAAUUUAGAUGGAUCAAAGUA
Phymastichus coffea is the source of this 1602-nucleotide messenger RNA. RefSeq names its product tumor protein p63-regulated gene 1-like protein. The transcript has 6 exons. NCBI's taxonomy places the organism in Eukaryota, Metazoa, Arthropoda, Insecta, Hymenoptera, Eulophidae. Gene Ontology annotation, cellular component: cytoplasm. The coding region runs from base 220 to 1119 and encodes 299 amino acids. The record is from RefSeq and is a predicted model, not a curated record.